CUUAGCAGUGCUUGUCUGGCAGCGGUAGGGGAGGGAGGGGUCGCCCGCCCGCCAGGAGAUGACAGACGCCCUGUCUCCCCGCGGCUGCCAGCCGGCCGAGCCGGCGGAGGAUGGCUACUUUCGGAAGGGAUGUAAUCCUCUUGCUGAGACUGGACGAAGCAAACUGCAAAAUCAAAGAGCUGUCCUAAACCAACAGAUUUUAAGAGCAGUAAGAAUGAGAGCUGGUGCUGAAAACCUUUUAAGAGCAACCACCAAUAACAAAGUAAGAGAGCAGGUACUACUGGAACUGAGUUUUGUAAACUCAGACCUGCAGAUCUUAAAGGAGGAAUUGGAAGGACUUAACAUCUCAGUAGAAGUUUAUCAAAACUCAGAAGAGACUUUCAGCAUUCCCUUGGUACCCCUGGGCCUGAAGGAAACCAAAGAAGUAGACUUUACACUCCCCCUCAAGGACUUUAUUUUGGAACAUUAUAGUGAAGACAGUUCUGAGUAUGAAGACGAAAUAGCAGAUCUCAUGGAUUUGAGACAAGCCUGCCGCACUCCUAGCCGAGAUGAAGCUGGCAUUGAGAUGCUGAUAAGUUAUUUCCUUCAACUUGGUUAUGUAGAAAACAGAUUUUUCCCACCCACCAGGCACAUGGGAGUUUUAUUUACAUGGUACGAUUCCUUCACAGGUGUCCCAGUGUGUCAGCCAAACCUGUUACUUGAAAAAGCUAGCAUUUUGUUCAACAUUGGAGCCCUCUAUACCCAGAUUGGAACAAGAUGCAAUCGUCAAACCCAGGCUGGACUUGAAAACGCUGUGGAUGCUUUUCAGAGAGCUGCAGGAGUCCUGAGCUACUUGAAGGAGACCUUUACUCACACCCCAAGCUAUGAUAUGAGCCCAGCUAUGUUGAACGUAUUAGUAAAAAUGAUGCUUGCACAAGCUCAAGAGUGUGUUUUUGAGCAAAUUGGUCUCCCUGGAAUACGCAACGAGUUUUUCACACUAGUGAAAAUGACACAGGAAGUUGCCAAGGUGGGAGAGGUUUACAUGCUGGUUAACACUGCAAUGAAUCAGGAGCCAGUGAAAGAAAAUAUCCCCUAUUCCUGGUCUAAGCUGGCACAGAUAAAGUCGGACCACUACAAAGCUCUGGCACAUUACUUCAUUGCCACCAUUCUGUGUGACCAUGAAUUGCAGCCUGGUGAUGACGAAGAUCAGCAGGAGAAAGCCUUGUCUGAGAUGUAUGACUACAUGCCUGAUGGACUGUUGGUUCUCACCGUUUUAAAGGACAAAGUUCAGAGAAAACAACUGGGGAAAGCACACUUGCGCAAAGCCAUCAUUUACCACGAAGAAGCUCUGAGAGUCUGCGGUCUGUGCAAAAAGCUUCGAAACAUUGAUGUUCUUCAGGAGGUUCUGACAGCUGCACACAAGCGCUCACUUCUCAAAUAUGCUCAGCAAGAGACAGAAGAUGACUUUCUCAGUCUAAUCCAGGCUCCAGAUAUCCUCCCUAAAACAGAGCAUAAAAUAGAAACAAUUGCUCCCCAGUUAUCGAAGGUCAAAGUUAAAGACUUCUUUCACAGGCUGGGCCCACUGACAGUGUUCUCAGCCAAGCAGAGAUGGACAGCUCCACGUACCAUUCAUAUCCACCAUGAAGCAGGAGGGCUAGGAUUCAGUCUUAAAGGAGGCUCACCAGCACAAAUCUGUUGUCUUGAUCCAGCGUGUUCUGCAGCGUUAAUGGGCCUAAAAGAAGGCGACUACAUAGUUUCAGUUGGUGGCGUGGAUUGCAAGUGGCUCGGAGUGAAUGAGGUGCUGGAAAAAUUCAGAAGUGUGGGAGAGCAGCCCAUCAAGUUUGAGGUUAUCAGCUGCCAGGAUACAACGGCAUCUCUGCAUAGUAAGAGUGCAACUUACUCAGUGGGAAUGCAGAAGACAUACUCCCUAAUCUGUUUAGCCAUGGAAGAGGAUAAGAUUGAUCAGACGAAGAAAGCCCCACUGAAACUGCCUUUUCUAAGUUGGGGAACUAAAAAUAGACAGAAAGCUGCAAGCACCCUCUGCCUGCCUUCAGCUGUGGCUGGAAGCUCUCAGGUUAAGAAGCAGCUUUCUCCCUUCACAAUUCUGAAUACAGAAAGCUCAUUGUAUUGAAUCUUUCAGAAGGAUCUUUUAACAUGAUGUGUUUCUUUUGAAUGUAUAUAAAAGUGUUGAUCAAUUUUAUUUCUAUAUAUACACAUGUAUAAAUUCAGACAAAUGCCACUGACAAUUUACUGUGCAUUGAGCCAUUGUGAAGGUCAGGGGCUGGCAAAAACUGUAAAACUUACAUACUGAAGGUUAGAAUGAAGUGGUUUGGGAGAUACGCAAUAAGAAGAUGUCGAUGAUGAAAUUGCUUAGGUGAGGACUGGAUUCCUUUGGAAUUUCAAAAUACAGUAUCAUGACUGAUUUUUUUUUUUUUUUUUUAUA
Messenger RNA from Pezoporus occidentalis (night parrot), 2422 nucleotides. It is a transcript of the gene RHPN2, whose product is annotated as rhophilin Rho GTPase binding protein 2. The record is from RefSeq and is a predicted model, not a curated record. The transcript has 15 exons. Lineage: Eukaryota; Metazoa; Chordata; Aves; Psittaciformes; Psittacidae. Gene Ontology annotation, biological process: signal transduction; negative regulation of stress fiber assembly. Gene Ontology annotation, molecular function: protein binding. Bases 59 to 2110 code for a protein of 683 amino acids.